CUCAUCUUUUUGGUCUAACUAGACCUAGUAAUAUUUCUAUGGCGUAAACAAACUAUUAUGCCACCGUACAUAACGAUGGUCAUGUACGUGUUUGUGUACAUCACUUAGAAGAACUCCAUCAUUACUCAACUUCCAAACAACUUACAUGUAGGAGAUUGACUGAAACAUUCUCACCACCUUUUCUGAAAUCAAGACCGCUUCGUCGUCAUGGAUAAAGAAGAUGUGAAGCCACCUCCGGGUCUCUUCCUCGAUGCGCCCGAGACCAGCGGUUCGUCGCCGGUGAGCCCGUCCCCCUCCACUCUCUCCCCGCUCGCCUGCGACAGCAGCCGCAGCGUCGCCAGCGACCCGGCAGCGAACAGCCGCAGUCGUUUCGCGAGCGGGGGACGAGGCUGCGUGGCGACGAACAGGGCGUACGGCGUCACGUCGUCUAGCGCGGCGAUCAAGAACCCGCUGACGACGACGACGUGCGACGCGGCGGCGAGGACCGGUGAGACAUGUCUCGCUUCGUCUCGCCUCGACGCCGAUCCCUGCGAGGCGUACGACGUCGACUCGACGAACAGCGCGACGUUCGGAUGCGGUCAGGAAGUCGGCGUGAAGAAGUCGCCGCCGAGCGGCGGCGCGUCGUCGUGCUGCGUGAAGAACGAGAGCAAGUCGCCGGGGUGCGUCGCGAGUACGUCGCGCGAUCCAUCACCUCCGCCGCUGCAGCCGCAGCCAGAGACGGCAGCGUCACACGCCAAGUUCUCUGCCAUGUCACCAACGAGUACAGUCGACAACAGUUUGGAAGGACGAGAUGACCUUGGCCCUCGACGUCUGUGCCUUGUGUGUGGAGACGUUGCCUCAGGACUUCACUACAGCGUUGCCUCAUGUGAGGCAUGCAAAGCCUUCUUUAAGCGUACGAUACAAGGUGGAAUUGAGUACAUAUGCCCUUCAGGUGGAAGCUGUGAAAUCAGCAAGCAACGCCGGAAAGCCUGCCAAGCUUGCAGGUAUCAGAAGUGCUUGCGGGUGGGGAUGCUCAGAGAAGGCGUUCGGUUAGACAGGGUCCGUGGAGGGCGACGAAAGUACCAGGAUGUGAAGUUUGGUGAUGGCUGUAAACUACCCACUUACUACAAUGCAGGUUUACCACAACAGAUGGCCAUUGAAAGCUCUGGUGAGACAUUCCUACGGCAGCUCAAUGCGAUAGAUUGCAACGAGCGUCUCUACGCCAACGUCGACAGCAACCAGCCAGAGGGUCUUCUCCGGACACUGAGUGCAAUGAGUGAUAUCUCAGAUCGCAUGCUGAGCAACAUUAUCAACUGGGCAAAGAGAGUGCCGGGUUUCAAGGAUCUUGCAUUGACGGAUCAGAUGCUGCUCCUUCAGGCUGGGUGGGGUGAGCUGAUCGUAUUGAAAAUCAUGUAUCUGUCUAUGCCGUACCAAGGGCACAUCAAACUCUGUGAGGAUCUCUGCAUGGAUAUUGAGGUUUUUCGAGCAAUCAACUCCGAGGAGAUGUAUCCAGUCAUGCUGAAGUUUUUGGGCAAGUUUGGCUCGAAACCCUUGACAAAGGACGAAUGUGUAGCUCUGAACGCACUCGUGUUAUUUAAUUGUGGUGAGUAUUUUGAGAGUACUAGCUAA
This is a messenger RNA of Priapulus caudatus, 1608 nucleotides long. Its product is annotated as steroid hormone receptor ERR1-like. The transcript is spliced from 9 exons. Gene Ontology annotation, molecular function: zinc ion binding; sequence-specific DNA binding; DNA-binding transcription factor activity. Gene Ontology annotation, biological process: regulation of DNA-templated transcription. Bases 208 to 1608 code for a protein of 466 amino acids. The record is from RefSeq and is a predicted model, not a curated record. NCBI's taxonomy places the organism in Eukaryota, Metazoa, Priapulida, Priapulimorpha, Priapulimorphida, Priapulidae.